Messenger RNA from Alternaria hordeiaustralica, 660 nucleotides. RefSeq lists its product as uncharacterized. NCBI's taxonomy places the organism in Eukaryota, Fungi, Ascomycota, Dothideomycetes, Pleosporales, Pleosporaceae. The transcript has a single exon. The coding region runs from base 1 to 660 and encodes 219 amino acids. The record is from RefSeq and is a predicted model, not a curated record.
AUGUUUAAGGAUCGGGUAGUGCCGCCUAAAGAUGAGAGUGGAAGUGGAGAGAAAGCGAACGACAAGACGGAGGAAAAUGUGCCUACCGUCACAGUCAAUCUACGUGCAGCUGCCGACCUGCUCUGCGUUCCCGGCUCUUUCCCAGAAGCCAUGAUCAGGUUCGAAGUCGAUUUCAACACAGACUACGGUUGUGGUUUCGCCCCUGAUGAUUGUAACCAACUAUCCAACUUUCCCUCUGGCACGAACUUCCAUCCAAUUCUUCUGAAUCUGGAUGAGCGUCUGCCUCUCGUCGAUAACGUGUUUCAGGCAACCGGUGGAGUGCCACAUAAGAACUUCGGCUUCGAUUCAUUCGAUUCUAUCGAUGACGUAUUGGAACGGAUGCGAAAACAUUCGCGCAGCAAAAACGAUGGCUCAUGGAAAGACAUGUUGCUGUGUGUGCCAGCUCAGCCGCGCAUUAACGUCAUCUUCGACUAUACGUAUUACACCCGUGGGCGUCGCAAGUAUAAGCUUUACGGAGAGGGUGGAUGCGGGGUUACAAUGGGUCAGUUUGUGAGGGCUUUCCGCAAACAGCUGACACAUAUUGAGGAGGACAUAUGUGGAUUUCCUGAGGAAAUGUUGGUCUACUGCGGUGAAUGCUGGGAGAAGAAUCAUGAGGAUUGA